Molecule: messenger RNA, 777 nt
Organism: Microthlaspi erraticum
Lineage: Eukaryota; Viridiplantae; Streptophyta; Magnoliopsida; Brassicales; Brassicaceae
Source: the annotation of a GenBank genome assembly
AUGGGUCGUGUCAUCAGAGCUCAACGUAAGGGAGCUGGUUCCGUCUUCAAGUCCCACACUCACCACCGUAAAGGCCCAGCGAAAUUCAGGAGCCUCGAUUACGGCGAGAGAAAUGGUUACCUCAAGGGUGUUGUCACCGAGAUCAUCCACGAUCCGGGACGUGGUGCUCCGUUGGCUCGCGUCGCCUUCCGUCAUCCUUUCCGUUACAAGAAGCAGAAGGAGCUCUUCGUCGCCGCCGAAGGCAUGUACACCGGUCAGUUUCUCUACUGCGGUAAGAAGGCCACCCUCGUCGUCGGAAAUGUGCUUCCCCUCAGAUCUAUUCCUGAGGGAGCUGUUGUCUGCAACGUCGAGCACCAUGUUGGUGACCGUGGAGUUUUCGCUAGAGCUUCUGGUGAUUACGCCAUUGUUGUUUCUCACAACCCUGACAACGACACCAGCAGGAUUAAGUUGCCAUCGGGAUCAAAGAAGAUUGUGCCAAGUGGAUGCAGGGCCAUGGUUGGUCAAGUUGCAGGAGGUGGAAGGACAGAGAAGCCGAUGCUCAAAGCAGGAAACGCGUACCACAAGUACCGUGUGAAGAGAAACUGCUGGCCUAAGGUUCGUGGUGUGGCUAUGAAUCCAGUGGAGCAUCCUCACGGAGGAGGUAACCAUCAACAUAUUGGUCACGCCAGUACUGUUCGUCGUGAUGCACCACCCGGAAAAAAGGUUGGUCUUAUUGCUGCAAGGAGAACCGGUCGUCUCAGAGGUCAAGCUGCUGCUCUUGCUGCCAAGCAAGACUAA